AUGAGUGCUGAUCGAUUAAGGUUGAAUAAGCGUUGUGCCUAUCAGCUUCCGACGGAAGCCCCUCGUCUAUUACCUGUGCCAGAUUGGGGCGAUCUGAAUCCUAUCAACCUGAAUUAUACGCUGGAACUUCAAGUAUUCUCAAUUGUUGGUGAUGGACUCCAGCUGCGGGAAGCCGCCUCCCUUUACUUCCGAACAGUGCACACUUGGUUUCCUGUCGUAUCUGAGGAGAGGUACUAUGCUCAAUUAGCAAGUGUGCGAGUCAAGACGGAUCCUACACCAUCUGAUUUUAGCCUCUUGACCCUAUGCAUGGCUCUGGUUUGUAAGGAACCCAUAGCAGGGGACGUUCCUGGUUCGGCAAGAUCACUAUAUGUCUCCAUCAAAAGCUUCGUGAGUAUUCUGGAGGCAAUGGGCACGAAUUCAUUGAAAAUAGUACAGAGUCGUAUUCUGUUGACGAUCUUCGAGAUCGGUCAUGCAAUUAACCCCUCGGCGUAUAUCUCGGCUGCAGCUAAUGUACGCGCUGCAAUGAGUCUCGGCCUUGAUUCUUUCACCAAGGACGUUGGCUCACAAAAAUAUGAAGAAGCGCAAAACGUCUGGCGUGCAGUAAUGAUAGUUGACAGGUAA
Messenger RNA from Penicillium manginii, 621 nucleotides. RefSeq names its product fungal specific transcription factor domain-containing protein. The transcript has a single exon. NCBI's taxonomy places the organism in Eukaryota, Fungi, Ascomycota, Eurotiomycetes, Eurotiales, Aspergillaceae. The coding region runs from base 1 to 621 and encodes 206 amino acids. The record is from RefSeq and is a predicted model, not a curated record. Gene Ontology annotation, molecular function: zinc ion binding; DNA binding. Gene Ontology annotation, biological process: DNA-templated transcription.